This is a messenger RNA of Chelmon rostratus (copperband butterflyfish), 8455 nucleotides long. Its product is annotated as meiosis regulator and mRNA stability factor 1. Gene Ontology annotation, molecular function: mRNA base-pairing post-transcriptional repressor activity; CCR4-NOT complex binding; RNA nuclease activity. The transcript is spliced from 27 exons. NCBI's taxonomy places the organism in Eukaryota, Metazoa, Chordata, Actinopteri, Chaetodontiformes, Chaetodontidae. The record is from RefSeq and is a predicted model, not a curated record. Bases 105 to 5627 code for a protein of 1840 amino acids. Gene Ontology annotation, biological process: post-transcriptional gene silencing. Gene Ontology annotation, cellular component: peroxisome; cytoplasm.
GGGGGGGAGCAGUCCUCAGAGGAAGAUGUGAAAGACGAGACUUCGUCAGGAAAGCAUGAGAGAGGAAAGAGACGACAGUAUGGUGAAAGACCUCUCUGGGUUGUAUGAUGGAAGGACUGGGAAAUGAGAGAUCCAUAUGCAGCUCUAGACCCUACCCAUGGCUCAGUCACCCCAAAACAGAGGCCUCCACCCUGCUAUGGAAACUCAAAGACUGCUUCUCAACCAAUGAGACAACCUCCCUUCAUCACACAGAUAAAGAAAACAAUUACAUGGACAACAGAAAGGCCGUGCUGGAAUUGAAAGAUGUCCCUCCUCCUCCUCCGCACCAUACUUCCUCUUCCCAAUCAUCCCAGCCCUUCUCUCUGGCCCCUCUCCCUUUGCCCCCUCCCUGCUUGCCUCCUCCUCCACUUAGACAAGACCCCCACCAACAACAGCCACCACCACCACCACAGCAGCAGCAACAAGAGGGGGCUAGGCCCAAAGUAAGCAUUUGCACUCAGUGUGACUUUUGCAGGACAGAGGGCUAUGGGUUUUUAGGUGGUGGAGGUGGUGUUGGUAGCAAUAGCAGCAUUGCUGGUGUUGUCUCGGUCUAUAUGGCCCCAAGCUCUCUGGGAGCCCGCAGCAGCAGCAGCAGUAUUAGCAGGUCUGACUCUUGCUCUGUAUCUUCAUCUGGGUCUCAGUAUAAACAUAACCUGAGCUGCGGAAGUGGAGGUGAAAUUCUUGACCCUUUGCUCAGUCUUGCUUACAAACCUCAGCUGCUCUCUUCUGUUGCUACCUCUCAGCCAAUGUCAUCACACCCGUAUACCUCCUGCUGCUCAGGGCUUCUGCACACCUACCCAUCUGUACCUCUUCCAUGCAGCCAACCCAGCAUAUUUACCUCCUCAGCACCUAUGGCUUCUUCUCUGCGCUGUGUUUCCUCUCUACCUACUUCCUUGCAUGGCUCUUGCCUGGCUUCUUCUGGCUACUACUCUUGUGGUGUGGACUGCUGCCCAUCAGCCAGAAGAUCCCAGAGAAGCACACUCGGUGAUCACCCAGCCACCACCACCAUCACCACUACAACCACCUCUGCACACUUCUGCUCUAAUCCUAUGCACCUAAAUGUAGAACGCACGGUUUGUGUGAAGGGGGCACACUACUGCCAGGAAUGCCUGUUUAAGCCCAUGAAUGGACUGGUGUCAGAGUCAGACAAAGUGUGGCCCAAUGUUCCUGUUCCCCAGACUGCUCCUAUCCCUAUUCCCAUUUGUAAUGGCUGUGGUACCUCCUCUGAUGGCAUGAUGCUCAUGCCAUCGACCAGCCUCAGCAAGACUGGCCAGAAAUAUGGUUCUCCAGAGAAUAGUGGUCCUGAGAACAUCCCUCCAGUAGGUGUCUUCUGGGACAUUGAAAACUGCAGCGUGCCCAGCGGACGAUCAGCUGGAGCUGUGGUCCAGCGUAUUCGCAGCCGUUUCUUUCAGGGCCACCGUGAGGCAGAAUUCAUUUGUGUCUGUGAUAUCAGCAAGGAGAGUAAAGCCGUCAUCCAAGAGCUCAACAACUGCCAGGUUACUGUUGCACACAUCAACGCCACAGCCAAGAAUGCUGCAGAUGACAAGCUUCGCCAGAGCCUGCGGCGCUUUGCUGAGACCCACACUGCACCUGCAACUGUUGUACUAGUAUCCUCUGAUGUGAACUUUGCAAGUGAGCUGAGUGACCUUCGCCAUCGCCAUGGUUUCCAGGUAAUCCUGGUCCAUGGAAACCAUACAUCUUCAGCCCUGCUGCAGCACGCCCACUGCCACGUGGCCUUUCAGGAGAUCACAGCUGAUCUGCCACCACGCAUGCUUGUCAAAGCACAGCCCAGUUUCAACCUCCUCUAUGUGCACAACCUCCCUUUCAACUGUGACAAGAGCCUGCGGAACGCGGUGAAGCUCAGGCUCCGCCGCCUGUCAGACAACUGUGGUGGCAAGGUGCUGGGCAUGUCCCACGGCACAGCAGUCCUCCGUUUUGGCAGCCCUGAGGCAGCUUCGCGUGCCCGCAAGCGAAUGGAAAAUGAGGAUGUGUUUGGCCGUCGAAUCAGCCUCUCCUUCUCCCCGCGCCCCAGAGACGAUACAAGUCCUGAGCCUGAGCUUCAGUCUCGGCCCCAUCACUUGCCCCAGCCUCAGACUCUGCCCCAGACCUAUCUAAACCAGGAGUCAAUGUUUGGCCCUCCCCCAUCUAUAUCCUCCUUCUCUUUUCUGCCCCUGGAGAAGCCCAGGUCCCCCAGGAGGCCACGGCGAGCAACCCGCCCAUGCCACACCCCAGGCCCAGUGCCUGAAAGGCCCUACAGCCCCAGGAGGGGGUGCAGUGGGCCUCCCGGUGGUGCUCCAGCCAAGCCCCAUCAGGAGCUGGGUAGUUUGGAGGGCAAGCCCAGAAUGGGCUUCCACCACCUGGAGAAAGGACGUGCUGCUUCCUCUUCCCCCCAUAGUAAUGGUGAGACAGGUGUCCUGGAGCAGCUGUCCAAGCCAGCCCUCCCUGGAGAAUCCAUGUACAGGAGGAGAAGAGAAGGCUCCAACCCUCAGAAUGUGACUGAAUCCCCCGUUGAACAAGGAGACAGGAGUUCAGGGGAGUUCCAGAUUAGCACCCCGUCAGCUUUUAGCAAGUUGAACCUGCACAGGAGCUUCAGUCCCCUCGUGCUGUCCCAGGGCUCCUGGUCAUCCAGGAGUGCAUCCCCAUGCCUGUCCAGUCGGUCAUCACCCCUCCUGGCUGCCCCUCGUAGCCCGUGUCCCGAAGGUCCCCCUGAGCCUUUCUCAGAUGGGGCAGAGGUCCAGGUGGCCAACCUGGACUAUAGAAUGUCCCGCAAGGAUCUGCAGCAGACACUUCAUGACACCUUCUCCCGAUAUGGUCGGGUAAAAGCUGUGGAACUUAGCCCCCACACUGAUUAUCAGCUGAAGGCCACAAUACAGAUGGUGUUCCUGCAGCAGGCCAUAAGUGCUGUCAGUGGUCUGCACCGUUACAAGAUCGGAGGCAAGCGCAUUCAGGUGUCUCUUAUCACUGGUGGCAGCAGAAAAUCCCUUGCCAUGCUCAGUACUGAGAUCAUCAGCAUUCUUCAUGAUGCACCUGCCAAUUGCCUUCCCCUCUUUAAGUUCACUGAGAUCUAUGAGAAAAAAUACUCCCGUAAGCUUGUGAUUGGAGAUCUGUACAGGCUACCAGAGGUGGUGGCAGUGCGAGAACAGGGAGGCUCCAGGCUUGUGUGUCUCCUGCCCAGCAGCCAGAUUCGCCAGAGUCCACUGGGAUCUUCCCAGUCCCAGGAGGGCUCCUCCUCUGCUAGUGGCAGCCCCGUGGUGUUUGAGGAGCUGGAGUACCAUGAACCUGUCUGCAGAAAACACUACACACAACAGGACUUCAGUGAGGCUGACUUUGACCCUGACUCCUAUAAAAUACCUUUUGUUGUGAUGUCUCUGAGCUCCUUGGCCUCUGAGGUCCACAGUCUGUUGCAGUCACACGAAGGAACUCUACCAUUACUCAGUUUUCCAAACUGCUAUGCGGCACAAUUCUGCCCUCUGCAGCUGGGCAAUGAGACGCUGGAGGGUGGUGUUCCUCUGGAGCACCUCAUUACCUGUGUUCCCAGUAUCACAAUUGUCACAGCUCAGAAUGGCUUCAAAGUCAUCAAGUGGAUCCACAACAAACCACCAGCACCAAACUCCGAGCCGUGGAUUCAACGCUGCAAGAGUCCAGUUGGCAACCCACAGCUCAUCCAGUUCAGCAGAGAGAUUAUUGACCUGUUGAAGAGUCAGCCCUCUUGCAUCAUGCCCAUGAGCAAGUUCAUACCCUCAUACCACCAUCACUUUGCCAAGCAGUGCCGCGUCUCUGACUAUGGCUACACCAAGCUGCUGGAGCUUCUGGAGGCCGUGCCACAUGUCCUGCAGAUCUUGGGUAUGGGCACCAAGCGUUUACUGACCCUGACCCAUCGUGCUCAAGUGAAACGCUUCACCCAGGACCUCCUCAAACUUCUAAAAUUUCAAGCCAGCAAACAAGUGGCGAUCAAGGACUUCAUGCAGGCAUACCAUUGGUGCUUCUCUAGAGACUGGAGGGUAAUCGACUAUGGCAUAUGUGACCUGAUGGACCUGCUGACCGAGAUCCCUGACACCACCAUCACUAUUACACAUCAGGACAUGGACACAGUCAUCUCUGUUCCCAAGAGAGAGCGUACAGUGGAGGAAAUGGAGCGCACUAAGCAAUUUGGGAAGGAGGUGGUAGACCUUCUCCGUCACCAGCCUCACUGCCGAAUGCCCUUCAGUAAGUUCAUCCCCACCUACCACCAUCACUUUGGUCGUCAGUGCAAGCUCAGCUACUACGGCUUCACCAAGCUCAUGGAACUCUUUGAGGCAAUCCCCGAUAUACUGAUGGUGUUGGAGUGUGGUGAGGAGAAAGUGCUGACCCUGACAGAAGUGGAGCGUAUCAAGGCUCUGGCGGCUCAGCUGGUCAAGCUGCUUCGGGCUCAGAAGAACUCCAGCCUCCCUGUCAGCCGGCUGCUCACCGAGUACAGCAAGACCUUUGGUUAUGGUCUACGCCUGCAGGACUAUGACGCCAGCUCCCUGCCAGCUCUGCUGACCAAACUCUGCCAUGUUGUCAAGGUGGUGGAUGGCUCUGAGGGUCGGGAAGUGCAGUUGAUCAACAGGAAGUCUUUGCGCUCACUGACCUCCCAGUUACUGGAUCUGCUCAUGUCCCAAGAUGAGGAGCAGGUUACCAUCGGUCUCCGAGUGGAAGUUCUGAGCGAGCAUUACCUGGCUGUCCAUGGAGCCCCUCUCAACCCGUGUGAAUAUGGCUUCCUCUCCCUCAGUGAAUUACUCAAGAGCCUGCCCUACCUUGUGGAGUUGUACUAUAAUGAAUGUGAUGACAACAACAAAGCUGGUGACACCACCAGUGGUCGUGGUGAGGAGUGGGUGAGGCUGACCCGGCUAUACCAGUUUGCCCGUGACGUACGCGCCCUGCUCCAUACCUAUCAUUACAACCAGAUCUUCCUGACUGAUUUCCAUGGGGCUUAUAACAAAUUCACAGGCUGCAGCCUUGAACCACGUUUCUAUGGAUACAUGAGCACUGAUGAGCUGCUCAGUGCCAUUCCACAGGUUGUCUGGAUCAAAGGGCACGGUCGCAAGAGGAUUAUCGUUUUGAAGAACGAUAUGAAAGCAAAGGCAAGCUCUUCAGCCCCCAACAGCCCCUUGCCAGGAGAGAACUUGGAGAGCCCGAGAGACAGCCCAGUUAGCAACACAACUUCUGGAGCCCAGAGUCCAAGUGAGACAGGACACACAAGUGGCGACGCAGCAGCAGAGUCGGAGCUGCUGUGUCUAACACCAGAAGACCUGCUGUGUGGUCCUGUACCAUCCUGCCUACCAUCACCUCAGCUCCACCCCGACCCCGUUCUCCUCCAGGAGGCAGACCUGAUUCACUUUGAGGAGAAGACUCCACCGACAGUGAGCGAUGAAACGGAGGUGGCAGCUGUUGCUGACAGCACAUCUGAUCCAUGUGAGCAGCCUGGCAGGACAGAAGACCCUGCAGUCACCAAACCUCCACCGCCGCCCGACAUAAAGACCCUCUCGUCCGUGGACAGUCCCAGCCGAAGAGGCACACGCAGUAGAAUUAAGCUAGCUGCCAACUUCUCCUUCACAGCAGGCCUCUGAUCCUUUUCUCUCACUCUCACAACACACAAAGCAAUACUACUUCAAACAUAGUGUAAACUCUAAACACAAGAGUUGACCGGCUUCACUGAACACACACUUCACAGAUGUGACCCCAGAAGAGCAUUGGUGUUGUCCCUCUACAUCCUAACAGGCUGUUGCAUUCUUCUGCUUUCUUCUUAACCACAUGUUGGCCAUCUCUGUUGUCUUUGUUUGCUUGUUUCACAAUCGGUGUGUUCUUCCGAUGACGUUCACUCAGCUGUGAUUUUUUUUUUUUCUUGCAGAUUUUCUGCAAUUCUUUAAUUUGCCAAAUCAAUCUACUGUAACCUGUGUUUGAUUUCACCUGGAGGGAAGUUAAAUUCUAUUUCCAUGAAUGCUCAUCUUCAGUUUAGAGCCACUUUGAGUCAAAGGACAUUUGAUGGCUUUCAGGGAAGGCAGAGUCUAAAAAUGAGUUAGCUGUCACUGAAUACAGAGUAUUAGGUAAUAUUGGGAGGAACUCUAGGGAUGAGUAACUAAGUUUUCUAUGUUAAAUCCAAGAAAUGUAGUUACACCCAGUCUCAGUUUAUAAGCUUGUGGAAUAACAGAAGGUUUAAAGAGAUGUUUUGUUCAUGUACCAUAUUGAGAAACCUUCCUGCAUGCUUCCUUGCUGCGUCCCCAAAGACAGAGCAUUUAAUUUGAGACAUUCAUUCAUUUUUGAACUCAUUUCAAAUCUUUGGAUAUUUUGCUUUGUAGGUCACUGUAGACACGGCAACCAAACUGGCCGCCAAGCAACCUGCCCGUUUCAUUCUUUCAGUCUUGUCUUGGGUAAAGAUUUCUAAAGCUGUAGCUUCUCUUUGACGUCUAUUCUUGACUUUUCUCUCUGUUGCAAAGCAGCCUGACGACAGUAUUUUCAGUUGCUUUUGUAUAAUGCUGUGUAUUUUGUAGUCUGUGGUAGAAUUUGGCCUAAUUGUGUGAUGUAUUUGGUGGCAAUUCAAUGAUGGACUGAAGAGAUUAACACACAUAUAACUGUUCCGAUGGUGGCUUUUGUUAGUGGAAGCUAACAGAUUUUGAACAGUUUAAGUAUGCAUGGUGAGGUUUCGAUUGAUAUUGCGACAAGCGCUGCUCUCAGGAAUUUUUCUUCUUGUCGUACACUGACUUAAUUUAUUGCGAAGAUUUCGGCUCGUCUCUCCAGGGGCCACUGAUGAGGGCCUGAAAGGGAAAGUGGCUCCAGCCAGGUGUGUACUCGGGCAACAGGAAUUGAGAUAUACUUUGAUUGUUCAGCUUGAGCCAGCAGCCAGUGUGUUUGUGUUCUUUUAGCUGCAUUUCGUCUGUGUGUGGUUUACACUGGAGUAGGUGGUGUGAAAUAUGCAUGGUGUGCAUAAAUGAGUUUAUGCUUGGUGUAAGCCCAGGAGGAGCAGACAGGAACAGAUGAUGGGAAGACAUUCUUUAAGAUCAGUCUUUUAUUUCCACCAUGUUUUAGGGAUCUUAAGGGUUCGCCGUCACCCUUACAGUUGCCACGUAAAAGCUCAAGGUUUUUUUGAGUUAACCUUGUUGCUGGUAGUUGCUGCAUCUAUGGUGACGUCCGCACUGCCUGAGUUGAAGAGUUGGAGGGGAGCAGUGAUCACUCCUAGUUUUUGAUUUUUAGAGACAAGGUGAAAGGUUGUGAGUUUUUAGGGAUAAGAGAUGGGACGGGAGGCGGUAGGUAGGCUGUUUGUGAAGCACCUUGGGGGUUCUGGGAAGCCUCCUGAACAGACUGACGUACACACAGAGGACCCUCUGCGGCUCUCUGGAAUUUGCCGGGCUUUUACAAUGGCUUGUAUUUGCCACGGUGCCAAAGGAAUCGCCAUCGCACCUCCCCAUCCCUUGCAUCAUGUGUAGAGAAGUUUUUACUUAGUGAUGUGUGUUGGUUUCUCCGUUUUCCUCUGUCUCAAGUGUUUACAAGACUGCUGGCUGCUGAAUUGCCACCAGAUGAUGUCGGCUGGACGUUUUAGCACAAUCCAAGCGCCGCCGAAGUCAAGAGGGUGUUGUGUUCUAAGAAAAGGUGCAAAGAAUGGGUAAGAGCCCAUUUUAUCAUUUUCUGCCCAGUUUCAGUGUUAGCUGUGUUGGACAUGCGUUUCCUUUGUCAGACUUGAUUUUGACUUGGUGUGAAAAAGCCUUAAAAGCUGAGAGAUUCCACCUGCCAACUCACCAAAAUGUCUGAGAUGCUAAUCAAAAUGUUUUUAAUGAGGGCUGUUGGGGUUCAGGUGUCCCCCGCGGUGUUUUACUGACUGUCUGGAAACUUCUUUGAUUCGGGUAUGAGCAGCUCAGAAUUGUUAAUGAUUUAUAAUUGGUAAUGAUAGAAAGGGGAUGAAAAUGCUCAGAAGAACUGUGAAGAUUUAACUUUGGCAGUAAGAAUGUAUUCCUUUUUGUGAAUUUGAACAAAACCCUAGCUCUCCCUUAGAGUACAGCAGUGGCAACUAACUCAGAUGAAUGCAUUUAACUUCUCUGUAAGCUUCCUCUUUGUUUUGGUUACAUCAGUGAGAAGCUAUUGUCCCUGUCAAAAUAUGCACUUUUGCAUAGUUUUGGUUCAUGAAAUUAGUUUGUGUCUUUACCUCCGUUUGUUUAUGUCUGACCUUAUUCAGUUUUCAUGUUGCACAGUUUUUCUUUUAUUCAGCAGUGUCCUUAAAACUCCUGCCUUGUGAUUAUUUUUUGUUUACCUGGUUAACAAAUGUCUCACUGAUGUGUCCUCUCUGCAUUCACCUCCCCCCUCUGUCGCACCGCUUUACUGCCUCACUGCACCAGAAGCUGCUGUAACAGUCCAGUGUUGUUGAAGGGACCAAAAAGAUUUCCGUAAAUAAAUUUCACAAGCAUCA